AUGAAGGAUAUUUAUGUCGGGUUAUUAGCAAAUGCGAAUCCAAUAGACUACUAUGACAUGUUUCUAACCCCUAACAUUCUAGAACAUAUCACAGAACAAACCAACUUAUACGCAACACAGUGUCUCUUAUCUUCCGAUUCUUUUGCUGGAUCUAGAAACCACCUAUGGACUCCGGACACUGUGUUCCGGACACUGUGUGACAAAAAGAUACACAUGGCGCUGAGGGUGUUAAGGGACAUACCCAAAAUGAGGGUGACAAUUGCCAUUCUCUGGUUGAAAGAAAAAUUAAAAAGUCCCUUCGUUCAAGUGCGAUAUAUUCACCUGCUCAAACUUUUAACGCCGCUUGAUACCCCACUUGGUUCUAAAAUUCCUGACAUCAGGGAGCUAUCCCGAAUAUUUUCGGGAAAAGGAAGGAGGAUCGGGAACGCGACGGGAUAUAAAUUGAUUAAGACUCAUAUCAAAGAAAUCGAAGUAGAAACCAGGGAGCGGCGAUUGAAAAGAGGUGCCACAUUGGCACGGACAUCUCAUCAGCGCCGUGACAAAAACCCGAGCAGAGCUUACGGGAAGAUUAAAUACCUAAACCGGGAUAGCUCGGGAACGACAACUUCUCAAGAAAAGCAGCCCGAGCAGAGCUUAUGGCCCACCCAGCCGCAAUCCGUACCUACGUCUCCAACGGUAAGGAAGAGUAUAGACAAGUGGGAAACAGUGUCCCAAACGAAAAAAGUAAAGCCAUACAAAAAUAAAACCAUAGAAACAGCAGCACUCCAACAGAGUGCCCUUCUUCAGUUAGGUUCCGCUAGAACACUAAAAGGCGAGAUAAAGACAGCAGUCACCACAGCGGUGAAAAGACUUUUUACCCUAGUGACGGAGGCGGAAACUGAAAACAGGACGACAGACGAGAAGGAAUCGAACAAAACGUUUACGGUAACGAGAAGCUCGCCCAAGAAUAAAAGACAAGUGGACGAGUUGUAA
This is a messenger RNA of Pieris macdunnoughi, 972 nucleotides long. NCBI's taxonomy places the organism in Eukaryota, Metazoa, Arthropoda, Insecta, Lepidoptera, Pieridae. The record is from the annotation of a GenBank genome assembly.